Messenger RNA from Carassius gibelio (silver crucian carp), 4799 nucleotides. Its product is annotated as NACHT, LRR and PYD domains-containing protein 3. Gene Ontology annotation, molecular function: protein binding. The record is from RefSeq and is a predicted model, not a curated record. The coding region runs from base 157 to 3471 and encodes 1104 amino acids. The transcript has 9 exons. NCBI's taxonomy places the organism in Eukaryota, Metazoa, Chordata, Actinopteri, Cypriniformes, Cyprinidae.
UUUUGAAGAUAAUAGCGAUAACAUAACUGCACAACAGCCAUGUACUGUAGGUGGUGCCAUGUGUGUAGACUGUUAUGCGCCAAAAAACUAAAGAAGAAGAAGAAAAAGGAGAGCCAAUCUUGACGUUACGGCCUGAAAUCCAGUGUCUCUUUUAGAAUGAAGAGAAGCAGAAAAACAGCCUGUGAAAUGAGUGCAUAUGAGGAGAGAGAGCAGGAGGCUCCUGUUGACACUCAGAGAGCAUCAUCUCCAGGAUUCAGCUGUGUUUCAAUGGAGAGUAACAACUUAAAGUUUGUGCCCUCUGAGCUCAGUGAUGGACCUGCUGUGACCUUUGACCCUGUCAGGAAGAGAAAGAGAGCAGCUUCUCCACUGCAGCCCCCUGAUCUCAGUGACGAAGCAGUGGCCUUUGAUACUGUAGGUGGGAGAGCUGACCAGAUCAGAUAUGUGUCCUGUCCAUCCAGCACAUCCUACUAUAGUCAGAACCACAUCAAUUAUCAUGACACAGAAGCAGCCCUGCAAGUUGAUUCUCAUCAACUAGUGCAUGAUGAUCUGAAGAGAGUCAAAGACCAGCACAAAACCAGCACGAAGAACAAGUAUGAGAGAUUAUUUGAGGGAGUUAAACUACAACAGAAUCAAACCCGCCUGAACAGGAUUUACACACAGCUGUACAUCAUAGAGGGAGAGAGUGAAGGAGUGAAUGAAGAACAUGAAGUGCUACAGAUGGAGAAAAGUUACAGGACACUCCAAGACACUCCAAUCAACUGCAAUGACAUCUUUAAUCCUUUACAUGAACCAGGAUAUGAGGAUAUGAGAAGAGAGAAGAAAGACACAAUAAAGACUGUUCUUACUAAAGGCAUCGCUGGAAUUGGAAAAACCGUCUCUGUGCAGAAGUUCAUUCUGGACUGGGCCGAGGGAAAAGCCAAUCAGGAUGUAGAUUUCAUGUUUGUGCUUCCAUUUAGAGAACUGAACUUGAUUAAAGAUCAUCAGUACAGUCUUCACAGACUUCUGCUUGACUUUCAUCCUGAACUUCAGUAUCUGGACUCAAAGAUUUAUGAUGAAUGUAAAGUUGUGUUCAUCUUUGAUGGUCUGGAUGAAAGCAGAAUCACACUGAUGUUUUCAGACAGUCAGAAAGUUUCUGAUGUGACUGAGAUUUCAUCAGUGGGUCUGUUGAUGUCAAACCUCCUGAGAGGAGAUCUGCUUCCCUCUGCUCUCAUCUGGAUCACCACCAGACCAGCAGCAGCCAAUCAGAUCCCCUCCAACUACAUCAACCGUGUGACAGAGAUUCAGGGAUUCAAUGACCCUCAGAAGGAGGAAUAUUUCAGGAAGAGAAUCAGUGAUGAGCAUCAAGCCAGCAGAAUCAUCUCACACAUCAGAAGAGCAAGAAGCCUCCACAUCAUGUGUCACAUACCCGUCUUCUGCUGGAUCUCAGCCACUGUGCUUCAAAACAUCCUGAAACAAGAUCUCAGUGCAGAAAUCCCUGAAACUCUGACUGAAAUGUACAUCUACUUCCUGCUCAUUCAAACAAAGAUGAGGAACCAGAAGUAUGAAGAGAGCGAUUCAGAGAAACUCCUGCAGUCCAACAGAGACGUGAUUGUGAAACUUGCUGAACUGGCUUUCAGUCAGCUGAUGAAGGGCAAUGUGAUGUUUUUUGAGGAGGACCUGCGAGAGAGCGGCAUAGACGUCACUGACGACUCAGUGUAUUCUGGGAUCUGCACUGAGAUCUUUAGAGAGGAAUCUGUGAUUUAUCAGAGGAAGGUUUACAGUUUUGUACAUCUGAGCUUUCAAGAGUUUUUUGCAGCACUGUAUGUGUUUCUCUGCUAUUUACACAAGAACAGUGAGGUUCUGAAAAUGUUCCUGACAGGAAAGAACAGAACUCAGUGUGAGAAUGUUCCUCUGGAUGUGUUUCUGAAGGAAGCAGUGAAUAAAGCAUUGAACCAUGAAAAUGGACACCUGGAUCUUUUCCUUCGAUUUCUUCAUGGCAUUUCACUGGAGUCCAAUCAGAGACUCUUAAAGGAUGUGCUGAUACACACAGAUAACAACCCAGAGAGCAUCAAGAACAUAAUCCAAAACCUCAAACGAGGACAAAAAAACAAUGUCAGUCCUGAACGAUGGAUGAAUCUGACACACUGCCUUUUUGAAAUGAAGGAUAAUUCUGUUAAAGAAAUGAAGGCUCUUUUAAAAUCUAAAGCAAAAAAUAAAAGUCUUUCUCUUGCACAAUGUUCAACUUUGGCAAACAUGAUCCUGAUGUCAGAGGAGGUGCUGGAAGAGUUUGACAUUAAUAAGUACAACAUAAAAUCAAAAGAGGGCAGAAAGAGACUGGUACCUGCUGUGAGGAACUGCAGAAAAGCUGUAUUAACAUCCUGUAAUCUCACUGAUCAGCAUUAUGAAAUUGUGGGUUCAGCUCUACAAUCAUCAAACUCCCUUAAAGAGCUGGACCUGAGUAACAAUUAUCUGCAGGAUUCAGGAGUGAAGCUGCUCUGUGCUGGACUGAAGGGUGUAAACUGUCAACUCAACAUACUAAGAUUAUCUGGCUGUUCGGUGACAGAAGAAGGUUGUGCUGCUCUGGCAUCAGCUCUGAGUUCAAACCCCUCACAUCUAAGAGAGAUGGAUCUGAGUAACAAUGACCUGCAGGACUCAGGAGUGAAGCUGCUAUGUGCUGGACUGAAGAGUCCUAACUGUCAACUCAACAUACUUAGACUAUCUGGCUGUUUGGUGACCGAAGACGGAUGUGCUGCUCUGGCUUCAGCUCUGAGUUCAAACCCCUCACACCUGAGAGAGCUGGAUCUGAGCUACAAUCACCCAGGUGAUUCAGGAGUGAAGCUGCUCUCUGAAACACUCAGCCAUCUGGACAAACUCAAUGUGGAUCAUGGAGGGGAAUUCAGGAUGACAUCAGGACUCCACAAAUACGCCUGUGAUCUCACACUGGAUCCAAACACAGCAAAUGUUUUCCUCAUUCUGUCUGAGGAGAACAGAAAGGUGACAUAUGUGAAAGAGGAGCAGUCAUAUCCUGAUCAUCCGGACAGAUUUGAUGGGUAUAAUCCUCAGGUUCUGUGUUCAGAGAGUCUGACUGGACGGUGUUACUGGGAGACUGAAUGGAGUGGAAAUUAUCCUGAAAUAGCAGUGGCAUAUAAAGAAAUCCAGAGGAAAGGAGUGAGCUGGAGUUAUGACUGUGUGUUGGGAUAUAAUGAGAACUCCUGGAGUCUGAUCUGCUCUGAUCACAGAUUCACUGUCCGUCACAAUAAUAAGGAAACUGUCAUCUCUGCUGCUCCAGACUCCUGUAAGAGAGUCGCAGUGUUUCUGGACGAGUCGAGCGGCUCUCUGUCCUUCUACAGUGUUUCUGACUCACACACACUCACACACUUACACACAUUUACACACACAUUCACUCAGCCUCUCUACGCUGGAUUUAGAGUUUAUUACAACAACUCUUCAGUGUCUCUGUGUCACACUAAACACAAACACACAACUGACUGACACACACACACACACACACACACACACACACAGAGCGUCUGGUCAGCUAUGCUUGUAGGGACUCUACUAUGAUUUUUAAGCUUUAAGGCGAGACACUGCAGGUGAAUAGGGAAAAAAAAAUAUCUAAUAGUUAUCACCUUACUUACCCAGUUGAUUGAUUACAUUGAUUAUUACAAACAUUUUUUGUAUUACAAGUUUUCAAAAAUGUUAUGUUUAAAUAUGCAAAUGAGGCAUUCUUUAAUGAAAUAUGUGCUAAUUUGCAUACAUUUCUAGUACAAAAAUCUGAACACUAGAUGAAGUCAGUUUCACAUUUUUUGUUUAAUUUUUUUGACAUAUUAGAGUCAAAUGUUUUUACAGAGGGAAUUCUGGUUAUCUUUUUUUGUCACUCCAUAAUUCAGAAAAUACUUUGAACAGCCAGAAAACAAUAUAUUUUCACAAUUUUGGGGGGAAUAAAAUGUUGUAUAUAAUCAAGGAAAAUAUAUAUGAACAAAUCCCUCUGUAAAAAUCUUCAGAAUACAGACAGGAAUAAAAAUGUCAAGUUUGGUGUGUGUAAGUGCUACUGAAGUGGAGAUUUAUGGCUCAGUGUUGAAGAAAAAACUCAUUUUGAGAAAACGGCCUUUAAAAAUAUGUAUUGUAAUUGAAAUCUAUUGACACAAACAGAUAAAGUGCUAUAAAAGAAACACUUAACAGUGUCUUUUGGAUGUUUUCCUUCCACUAGUUUGAAAAAGCACUUUAUGAAAAACCAAAAAGCCCAAAAUCUCAAAAUUGACAGGUGCUUGAAAAAACAUUGUUUUUGCCUGCAGUGUCUCGCCUUAAGUACCUCUAUUUAGGUCCCCACCAUGACACAAGUCCCCAUGAGUUUGUGUGUAUUCAGGUUUAAGUCCUCAGGAUAUAUAAACCUGGUGGCUGGACCAUGAUUGUAGUUGAACAAAUUCAGUGUUACAGGAUUAGUUUAAAACCAAACCACUCCAAUCUGGCUUUGUUGGUACCAUGAUGCUGAUCAUUAACUUUCUUUGUCAACUCAGGCUUUGAUCCUGAGUUUGUGUAGGGCAUACACAUGAUUGUGUGAUAUCACUGCCAAACAGCCAAUCAUGAGCCUUGGUUAAAGGUUAAGAUAUUGAAAAUUUUGAUGAAUUUAAAUGCAUUUACAAUUAAAAAAUACUUGUUCAUGAAAGAGGACAAAUAAAAUAAAUGAUAUUGUUCUAUCAGUAAUUUUGUUUAUAUAGUUGAAAAUAUACAGCAAUAGAAAAUCGAGCAUGUAAGGUCACAUAGUCUUUUUCUAAAAAGCCUUAUCUAUUGAUUCUACAGGUUAUUUUAUGCACAUAUAA